GUCAUGUCACAGUUUCGAGACCCACUUUUCGGGAAGUUCACAGCCGAAGUGUCAUAAACCAUUUGGUUUCCGAUCUGGUCAAAAUGGCCUUAUGAUUUCCUCCUGGGUAACCGACUGACCCAAGAAAAGGGAAAGCGUGGUUCCUGUUUGCAUAAAAGAUUCGUCACCUCUUUUUGCCCUUGAUUUUCAGAAAUUAAAUGGUCUUGAGUUUGUUAAGAUUUUUCGUUAGCUUGGUUUUGUUCAGUUGUGUUAUGUUCGUCCGCAGUAGAUGAACAAAGAUGAGCAAACUAUUCGAAAUGUUAAAUCCUAUGGUUAAAUAAACCUUUCUGCUUAUAGAACAAUUCCAAACUCGCACAAGAGAAAACCGUACAUGGUGCUCCAACAAAUCUUAUAGGAGGGAUUCAACUCGUCAAAUUCUCCCGAUUUUGUUUAAUAAAGGGAUGGUCUGGACUUGGUAUAGGCGUGGGAGGGGGAUGAGAACCUCAUCACACCGUCAGUAUGACUCGUACUGACCGUGUCUUAAUGUACAGGCAACAACUCAAGGCACUCAGGGCCAACAACAAGAGGAAAUUUAGCCACUGGCAAACUUUAGGUUCAAGAACGUUAGGUAACUUGUUUAAUUUUACCUGAAGGUACAUAAUUAUAUUAGGUUCGUGUGGCAUGCAGUGCGUCGGAUGCUUACAGUUGCCAGCGAAAUUUGCCUUGUGCAACUUGGCCCUUAUGGGCCGGGGCCGGUUGAGAGGCCUGUUUGACCCUGCUACGAGUUGAGUUUUGAAUGUGUGUGAUUUCAAUAUUCUGCCUCCACAAAUAAUGAUGACACAAUAAACCAGACAUCCGAUCAUUAUUAUACAUCCGGUCUGUCCAGUAUUUUAGUUGUCUGGCUCGCGUAGUUCAGUGGUAGUAAGGUCUUUGACUCUUCCUCCGCCAAUAUCGACUUUCACCGCGCGCCCUGCGAGUCGGUGUGCCGGCAAUUACAGGAGAGUGGCUCGUCCAGCUUGCUGAAGAAUUCUCGGUGAGACGGGAGAAUUUCGCGGACUCCGGCUUUGCAGCUGCUCUUGCUUCUGAGGCUCAAGAGAUAUAGCGUCCAAGUGGCAGAACUAACGGAAAAGGACACGAUGAAUCACUACCGACAUCCGUCAGCUAUUUUAAUUUGCAUCUCGCUCCUGAUUGGCUGCUGCCGCGCGGGCGUCGACCAACCACCGGAGGGCCCGUCCGAGGGGGAGAGUGUCGUUCAGCCAAUCGACACGCAGGAGUCUAUUCCAAACCAGGGCCGCGGCGUACCGUCCCAGCCCCGGGUACCGGACCCUUGUAGCGGCGGUUCGCCGAUACUCGUCGGCUUGCCUGGACCAGCCGGACCCACCGGGCCGCAGGGCAUACCAGGGGUACAAGGCCCGUCGGGCUUUCCCGGAAAUCCGGGCAACAACGGGAACAAUGGACAGCCCGGGCCGACGGGCAGGCCCGGGGGAAAGGGGGAGAAAGGUGAACCGGGCUUCACCGGCUUACCAGGUUCCCCGGGCGGUCCCGGGUUCACCGGUCCCCCAGGCCCACCGGGCGCACCGGGCGAUACAGGCAGCCCAGGCCCCCUCGGAACACCGGGCAAGCACGGCCUGACCGGAGCGCCGGGAAGUACAGGACCGGCCGGCCUGUCCGGACCUAUCGGCUUCCCUGGCCAAAAGGGUGACCGAGGGGAACUAGGCCUUCAAGGGCUACCGGGAGAAUGCGCCUGCUCACCGCCCACCGGCACCGACUCUCCCCCGCUGGGUAAUACCGGCGGUAGCCGCCGAUCCACGGGGGCAACGAGUGCCUUCUCCGCUGCUCGCACGACCGGCCUGCUGGCCACCAGCGGGCCCGUCGUGGUCACGUACCAUACGAUUUUCUCCAACAGGGGCGGCCACUUCGAUAAGGACACCGGGAUAUUUUCCUGCGCCAUCGCCGGGACUUACUACUUCAGUAUGAAUAUUUACAAGUCCUCCGCUCAGAACUUCCCACUCGUACAACUUCUUCUGAACGGUGACCACCAGAUUGCGGUGAUCGACUACGGGACCUCGGACACGGAAGACGCGGCCAGCAACACCGUGAUUCUGGACCUGGAGGUCGGCGACCAGGUCUACCUCCAACUGUACGACGGACGGGAGCUGCAUAGCAGCCAUUACCGCUUCACCACUUUCUCUGGCUUCCUGCUUUUCGAAGCUUAAAUUUUUUUUUUAAUGUUCAAACCAUCGUCCAUCCAAAAGGGGCUAAAAUUGGACAAUAAAUAUAGCCCAAAUAUGCAAAACUGAGAAAGGGGCUGUUCCUUGCACUAUGGUUUAAUAUUGUAAAGGGUUAUGCACUGUUUUUUUUUAGGGGGAGCAGUGUUGUGUUUGUAAUAUUUACUAUUUUAAUGAACUUGUAAAUGGAGACAGAGUAGCAAAAAACUAAAUCCAGAACAAAACAAAGAACUGCAAAUAGAAUAAUAAUUUUAUUUACUUCUUUCCCUUCAAGUUCUUCUCACGGCACCAACUUGCACAAAAAUAUACUUUUCAUAUGACAGUAUUACUCAUACAUAUUAAUGCUGUAACUUUUUAGGGGCUAACUGUAAAGUGAGUUCGAGAUUGCGACACAGAUGAGAUAGUAAUACCUGUAGAUUCAGAAAUUUUAUGCUUGAAAUUACAUCCCUGAAGAUUACAGAGAAAAAUCCAAAACAAAGUCUCAAGAUUAUAGUUUGGGAAAUUGAUAAAAACUAAAUAAACUGACUAAUUUUCCGUGCAGGUUCGUAAGAUAAACACUACUGGUAAUUUAUCGCAAUUAUUCUUUACAAACUUCAAACCAUUUGUCACAAUUUUUUACUCCAAAAUAUUUCAUGCUAAAUUUGAAACUUUUUGUUCCUGCAGGUGAGUUUGUUGGACUUGAUUUGAAUGAUGAUUAUUUACCUUACACGAAACUAUGAAGAAGCACAUUUGGUGUUACAUAAAUAACUUCAAUGGUAGUACUAAUAAACGGGGGAAUCAAUUAAAUACUCGACGAGAGGCAAUUUUGAAUUCUUA
Patiria miniata (bat star) is the source of this 3023-nucleotide messenger RNA. RefSeq names its product collagen alpha-1(X) chain-like. The record is from RefSeq and is a predicted model, not a curated record. The transcript has 6 exons. Lineage: Eukaryota; Metazoa; Echinodermata; Asteroidea; Valvatida; Asterinidae. Gene Ontology annotation, molecular function: protein binding. The coding region runs from base 1116 to 2195 and encodes 359 amino acids.